Molecule: messenger RNA, 2232 nt
Organism: Melampsora larici-populina 98AG31
Lineage: Eukaryota; Fungi; Basidiomycota; Pucciniomycetes; Pucciniales; Melampsoraceae
Exons: 5
Coding region: 1-2232 (743 amino acids)
Source: RefSeq, a predicted model, not a curated record
AUGACUUCAACUUCAACUACUUCACCUUCAUCAUCAUCAUCAUCAUCAUCCUCACAAUCAAUCUCAAUCUCAAAAUCAUAUUCAACUUCAAAUGAUAACCUUUUCCAAUCAAGCCCAAACCAUACUUCCAAUGGAUCAGAUCGAGGACUGAUAGAGACACUUCAGGGAACUAAUACCAAUUCAAUCACCAACACACUUCAAAAAGACAAUAUCAAUUAUCAUCCUAUUCGAUUAUGUGAUCUUUCACAUGAUCAGGCUGGGCUUGAUCAUGCACUUCAAGAAGCUAUUCGUCAGCAAACCCGCUCUCUUCAAACCCGGUCUAUCUUAUCUACAAGCACACAGGAUACCGGAUCUCAUUAUGCUAUAGAUCAGACACUCGAUCGACUGACUGGAUCAGAUGAGCAAGUGUCAUUCCAUCACAAUCCCUUCUCUCUUAGAUCACAUCCCAAAGUUCAUUCACUUCGAGUGGCAAGUUUAACUACACUAUUUGAACAUAGCGAAACAGUCCAGGCUUUAGAACGAAUCCUUCAAUCCCAAAUCUUUGAAAUGGUAUCACAACAACCCACCCAAGAUGAUCCCAACCAUCACCAUCCCAUCGAAUCACCACUCAACCUCUCAUCACUUUCUGAAAGGACUCUGAACCAUGAUCAUUCUCAAGUCGAUUCACAUAUUCUAAAUAACGAAGAUCUCUUCAAAGCAGCAAGAGCUUGCUUACAACACGAAGAUCACCCAGACGGUCUGACUACACAUCAUCACAAAGCUUCUGAUAGCUCGAACGAUCAUCAGGACACGAAUACUGCGAAUCCACUUCACGUCGGUUCUAAUGAAUCUGUUGAUCUCUUCAUCGAUCCUCGUCUUCAUAAUGAUUUGUCAACGACUGAUGAGAUGAUGCAAGUCGAUUCUUUCAAACCUGUACCACAACCUUUCACAAGUUCCCGAUUCGGUUCAUCUGAUCCCCUAAGCAUACAACUCGGCAUGAGAAUGCAAGAUAGGCCAUCCCAUAUAUCUCAUCCAUCUAUCGCUCGAAGGCUUUCGGCUGAGGGCUUACCUUUUGGACUAGAUUUGUCUAGAGAUUUUGAAGAUUCAGAUCUUCCAGCAGAACUUGAAAUGCUUUUAUCCCAAGACAUUCAUUCGACCAACUGUUCCAAUCCAAUGCCAUUUCCUUCUACUUCUUUUUGUCAAACCGAACCAUCUGAAAGAAUGAUGGUCAAUCCUCCUAAACGAACCAAAGCUCAAACUGAUCCUUCUCGUAGUUGGAUGCGACGUCCAAGUUCAUCGAUCUCAGCUUUGUUGAUCCAAAGUGAGAUCACCACAGCUUGCAAGACUCGAACGAGGGCUUCAGCUAGUCCUAAACGAUCUGAAUCGGUUUUGAUGGCUUCUGAUCCUAAUGUUCAUCCAUUACUACAACGUUUAGAAUUUGAAGGAAGCGAAAGUCUGAAUCCAAUGAAAUCGAGUUUGAACCGAUCAUCAAGAAAACGAAGUAAAUCAACUAGUGAUCAUGAACACCGAUCUGGAAGAUCUAAUUCAGAUGAAUCAGAAGAAUCAGAAUCAGAAGAAAGUGAAAGAAGUACAGCUAAAUCAUCUAAACUGAAUCGAUCAGAAGAAGAAGAAGCCAAAGAAGACCGCUUUUCAUUUGUUUCUUGGCAUCAGCUUUCAGCAAAAGGUAUUGAUGUACACGGAUCAGGAGCAGGAGGAGGAGCAGCAGCCGUUUUGGAAUCCAUUCGAUCCACUACGCGUGAUGCUUUCAAGAGUAGUCAUCCAAAAAAGACGAAACCCAAGAUCCCCUUAACAAGUAUACUAUGUUCAAGUUAUCUCCAAACCCCAAGUGCUUCAAAACAUGAAUUCGGAUCAGAAGUGGAAGAAGAAGUACCUGAAAGUUAUUUUCCAGAUCAGUUUAGAUCGUUUAAUCGGAUUCAUUGGACUAAAGAAGAAGAAGAUCUUUUGUUGAAGGAAGUCGAAUUGAAUUAUCAAAGGUAUGAUUGUAUGUCACAGAUUAUGAAACGACAUGGACCUCUUGGAACGGUUUCCAAGACUUUUUCGGAUCGCACUGGGGUUUCUUUGAAAGAUAAAGCUGUUAAUAUUUCUUCUAGAUGGUAUAGAGAUGGAACAGAAGUGAGUGAUUUAAGAAGAAAAGCCUUUGCAAGGUUUAGACCUAAACAACUUAAAGGUAAACUACGUAGUGAAUUACCUGGCAUGAAACUUUUGUUAGAGUGUACUUCUUCUGGAUCUUGA